AUGCAUCAGUGGGAGGACAGAGAGGAGGAUUCCUCUAAACCUCUCUGUAAAUAUGACAGCCAGACCAAAGCUCAGAGACCAGACUACCUGACCGGGACCCGCACCUGGGACCGGGACCGACCUGAUUCCGGACCGGGACCCAGCUGUGUGUCCCUGAAGAGUAUGGGAAAACCUGUGAAUUUCAAAGAUGGAGUUCAGUCUGUUCGGAUCCAUCAGCAGAGAGAUGACUCUCCUCGAGCUGGACCGGGACCCAGCUGUGUGUCCCUGAAGAGUGACCGGUCUAUGGGAACCCCAAUGUCAUUUAAUGAUUUCAAAGAUGGACUUCAGUCUGUUGAGCUAAGAGUUCAGCAACAGAGAUCCCAAGUGAUCCCAGGAGACCUGGACCCCAUAUUUAAGCUGCUUGAGAAGAACAUUGUCAGCUUUAUGAAGAGCGAGCUGAAGAAGAUGCAAAAGGCCCUAAAUCCAGAUUACCCAGAAGGCCCUGCUGGUCAGAAGGAAGAUGAGGAGGUGUUGGACGGUGAGGAUGAAGAGCAGAUGAGGAGCAGCAGGGAAGCAUUUCUGAAGAUCACACUAAACUUCUUGAGGAGAAUGGAGCAGGAGGAGCUGGCUGACUGUCUGCAGAGCAGUAAGAGGAUUUUAAAGACUUUACAAUGA
Molecule: messenger RNA, 654 nt
Organism: Pseudoliparis swirei
Lineage: Eukaryota; Metazoa; Chordata; Actinopteri; Perciformes; Liparidae
Exons: 5
Coding region: 1-654 (217 amino acids)
Source: RefSeq, a predicted model, not a curated record